Anopheles marshallii is the source of this 1191-nucleotide messenger RNA. Its product is annotated as putative gustatory receptor 2a. Bases 1 to 1191 code for a protein of 396 amino acids. The record is from RefSeq and is a predicted model, not a curated record. Gene Ontology annotation, cellular component: membrane; dendrite; axon. Gene Ontology annotation, biological process: sensory perception of taste. NCBI's taxonomy places the organism in Eukaryota, Metazoa, Arthropoda, Insecta, Diptera, Culicidae. The transcript is spliced from 4 exons.
AUGAAUCUUGUGUUACCGCUACUACCAACAGCACGGCAGCUGUUAUGUGUGGCAUUUGCCAUCUUCAAAUUGUUCGGGUUCAUACCGUUCCCGUUCGAUUGCUACAAGUUUGAGCUGAAACCUUCCAGUUCCAGAACGACAUUGAUGCAUCUUCCUCUUGCCCAACUGCUCUUCUACGUCAUCGUACACUGUACUGUCAUGUUGAAAAGUGCUGACAUAUUUUACACCGAGCUACAGAUCCUGAACUUCAACGACAUUUUAAAAUAUGGAUCCCUGAUGAUGGCUGUUUUCGUGAUUUUUAUUUGUACCAUAGUACAGCGCAACACACAUCGAAGGGUUUGGGAAAUGUUGAGACUUAUUCGUGGCACUACGCGUAAGGAGUGCGUACAACGCUUUACACGCCAAUACCUGUGGAAGUUCUAUGGUUACCUGUUGUUUAGUGUCAGCAUUGAAGCUCUAGAGCUGUAUAGUAUUCGUAAUUCUCUGCCCGAUUUUGCGUACUGGUUGGUGACACUUAACUUGAGCGCCUUUCUUCGAUUGCGUCAUCUUUUCCACAUGUUUUUCAUAAAUUUAUUAAAGAUACAGCUCAAGCAGUUACAGUAUGGGCUAGUGGAUGUUAGCGGCUAUAUGGGCCAUCUUCAUGGACAGCCGAAAGAAUCGGACUUGUACCGGGAGAUGAACGAACGUUGCGUUGAUCGUUUGCUCGAGUUGAAACAUGUGUACGGACAGCUGUGGGAGUUGAGUGACUGCAUCAACCGUACCUUUGGAUGUUCACAGAUUUGUAAUUUUGCAGGCAAUUUUGUACAGCUUUCGUGUGAUCUUUACUGGUGUUACAUGACCGCGAAAGGAUACGGUGUUGGUGACUACCAAGAUUUAACGUUCAUUACAUUAUUACCAACGUCAUGUCUUAUUGUCCUAUUGCUGAAUUCUGCCGAAGUAUGCCUUCGUGUGACAUCCUCACUUCAGUCAAUACUGCUGGAAAUUCCCCACGGAAAUGAUCCUACCUUUCGAAAGAUCGUCUACCGAUUCGGUUUGCAGAUCGAACAGCAAAAGAUACGCCUGACAGCUUACGGAUUGUUCGAAAUUAAUUAUUCACUCUUGAGAAUGUUCGCUACGGGAAUUACGACGUACAUGAUUAUUUUCAUCACGUUUUCUAAAGAGCUUACUCCAGAAGAAGUCUCUGAUGGCUAA